Aspergillus niger is the source of this 2451-nucleotide messenger RNA. RefSeq lists its product as uncharacterized. The transcript is spliced from 2 exons. Gene Ontology annotation, cellular component: Sin3-type complex. NCBI's taxonomy places the organism in Eukaryota, Fungi, Ascomycota, Eurotiomycetes, Eurotiales, Aspergillaceae. The record is from RefSeq and is a predicted model, not a curated record. The coding region runs from base 1 to 2451 and encodes 816 amino acids.
AUGCCACCUCCCGCGACGCAGACAGGCGGCCAAGCUCCGCCUCCUUCGAUAACCCCCCGCGAAUUGGCAAAACACUCUAUUAACACGAAAGAUGUACAGUCUACACAGCUCGUUGGUUCUGAGGGACAGUCGCCACGGCAUGGUCGCCAGAGACUCGUAUUCACCGAUCCGGUUGCCCUCCGAUAUCUCGAAGAGGAUAAUGAAGCAGAUUUGCUAGGUCGACGCUUGACUUUAGAAGGAUAUGAGGCAUUCAUUGUUGAACAAUGGGCCUGCACGCGCAUGCACCCCACCUUCAUAAUAACCACCUAUACGGGGGAUCCUUCGCACAAGGUCGUGGUGGGGGUGCUGAGCGUCCCCACAGACGAGUCUAGGUGGUCGCCCCGUAUGAAGAUGUACUUCGACGCAGUCAGGCAAUGCCAGGCGCGGAAAAAGGAAACGCCAUUGGGGACACUUAUGGUUACCGACCUGAACGAGUUCCCAUUGGCACUGACUCUCAUUCCGGUACCCGACGGUGAUGUUCUGAAACACAAGGAGGAUUUUAUUGUGAAUGAAAACCUGAAACGGUUGGGCUGUUCAGGCCGCUCUGGUUUAAAGCUACAACCGCCCUCACCCGCUACCGAGGGGAAGUUCCAUCACCUUUACCGAACGAGCGAAAAGGUGCCUCUAUACACUGCCGUCAUAGAGCUUGUGAAGCAAUGCCAGAUCGCUCUGAUGAUGUUUGGCAAUCUUGCUCCAGAGUACGUUGACGGACUGCUCUGUGAUGUCACAGAAGCGGCCAUAAAUGAUUGGUGGACCGAGACGGGUAUGGACUUAUACAACAUUGAACCGAGUGAUUCCAUGUUGGGUCCUAUCUCAGUAGCCGCGCUAUUGGGUACACUCAUGGGGGCGCGAAAUCGGCUGCAUGCUUUCGGCGCUCCGGUGGGUAAGGAUGCGUUUGAUAUUGAUAACCUGACGAAAGGCAUCGGAAGCUUUCAAAAAUCACAGAAACUGAAACGUACCCGAAUAUUAGAUCGACAGACCUUAGAUCGCCUGCACCGGGUGACAGCGAAAGCUGCGAAUGCAGAAGGCUGGACCGAUGCCGUGAAAUCAACCAUGGCAGAACUAAGCGGACACGGGGGAGAGAUGGUCAUGGGAAUGGUCCGGGGCCGUGAAAAAGGCGGGAUAGCUGAUAUCGAGACCCUCGAUAUCGAUAACUUUGCACACCUGGUCACCGGUGAACGAGCAAAAUGGCUGUGGAGGGGAAAGCCGCGAAAGGGCGGCAUUGACGACAAUGCACAGAGGAGGCCGCCAGAAUCAGCAUCGUCCUUAGAUGAGAAAGACCAAAAUCUGGGCCGGUUAGUCCGAAAAGGGGUGAGCGAGAAAGUGUCAGACGCGCGGGCAGGAUUUGGCCGGUUCAAGGAUGCAGUAGGCCUCCGGUCCCAUCCCCAGAAGCACUCUAGGGAUGACAUAGACCUUGGCGGUGCCUCUACUCAUUUGUCACCCAUCGAUAGCGACACAGAGGUGUCUCAGUCGAAGAAAUCAGAUGGUGGUGCUCCAGUCGGAUCCGUGGAUGUGCAGGACCAUGAAGGUCAGGCCCCGAAGGAUGACUCGCAGGUUGAAUCUCCCCCAAGGACGAUAUUGCCGCAAUCACCCAAAUCAAGAGCGCCAGCCAUAACCGUAGAAACGGUUCCAUCCCAGGCUGAUUCGGAAUCGUCGCGUAAGGUGUCAGUACCCCGAACAGAUGACGAAGCGCAGGACCUUGAGCGCUGGAGGACACUCUCCACCGACAUUACCGUCGAUCCUCGGGAGCAGACAUCUGAAGUUGGUAUUAUGCUGCUGCGUCGACCGCAGAGCUGCACUGAACUGAACGUGGCGAGUGACUCCAGUCGUCUUGAUAACUACUGGCCUCGCCAUCUGUCCUUCAGCACUGUCGAAGAGGUGGUGCUGGGAUGGAAGGAUUUGGGAGGUGAGGCUUUCAAAGAGAAGCCCGAUACUCUUCUGGAUGAGGCCAUCAUGCAAGAAGACAUUCUGGCCUCAGAUGCACGAAUCUUCAGCUCACGUAUCCAGGAGCUUAGUGAGCACACUGUGCCUUGGGUCGAGCAGCAAGUGUCCUCUGUAGAUGAUCUUAGCCGGUGUUUACACGAGAGCCGCGAAAAGGUCAACGCUGCCUACCUGGAACGGCUGUCAAUCUUUGAGCAGAUGAGAGCUAGGUCGAGCGACCUGUUGACGGAAGAGCACAGCCAACUCACCGAUUACAUGAGGAGGGUCGAACUGAUGGGCGCGAAGCUGGACUACGAGCUCCAUGUUCUGGAUUCACGUGUCGAGGAUGUCGAAACCAACCUCGACGAGUUCGAACGGCAUGUAAAUGCCAUCGAAAACAGAGUCAAGCUGCUGAUACGGGGCGAGCACGAAAAGCAGGACAAUUCCUGGUUCUCCUGGGUUAGGAGACUUACCGGAUGCUCGACACAGUGA